CGUGCCGGGUCGGAGAGCUGUUACCGAGGAGAAGAUGGUGGAAUCUGCAGUAGCAACGUGCACGAUACCCUGUCCUAAACUUUUCGAAAAAUAUUUAUCUUCUCAACCUGGUAUUAGAUAUUGGUUACCUGGGGACAAUCAUAGGUAAAAAAGCUUAAAAGAAGGCGCAGUCACACAUCGCGCCUUGGGAGGACCCCACACUUCACCAAUCGAAGUGUGUACAACUGUUCAGUGACCAAGAGUAGCUCUGGAGUUGGAGGAUUAAUUGUUUUGUGAAAUUUGGAGUUGUUGCAGAAAUAGUGUGGGCAGAUCGGCUGUGGCCAGCCGCCCACUGCUUGUUUUAUCGUGACUGCUGAGUGUUAACCGGGCGUCGGUAAGGCAUCGUGGGAGUCCUGCUGUGAACCGAGCUAAGAUUGUCUGGAAGCGGUGGACGGACCAACUGACUGGCAUAAUGCCAAAAAAUAAAAAAGGGAAGAGGGGUGCUUCCAGUAAAGGGACCCUGCGUCAGGAAGUGCUCCAGCUUCAGCUCUCGGGGAAAACACCUCGUUCAGGGAAGAAUGGGGUGAAAGGCGAGUCGGGAGUCAGUGAUGAUGACCUGAUCUCAGACGUUCUCAGCCACUUCAGUAGUGCCAGCGAGAGUGCCUCUGUAUUAGAGGAUGGGACAGGGGGAGGAGAAGUGGUAGAUGAACAAGCUGCACAGGAGGAGACGGAGGACAAACUGAAGCAGUGCAUUGAUGAUGUCAUGGAUAAGAGUGUGAAGGUGCGUGGGGCUGCCCUUGAGAGCCUCCGACAGGCCUUCUCCUCACGGCUGCUCUUGGACUUCCUCCUGGAGAGAAGACUCACACUCAGCGACUGCCUGGAGCGCUGUCUCCGCAAAGGAGGAGGGGAGGAGCAGGCGGCGGCGGCUGCGGUGUGCUCUCUGCUGUGUGUGCAGCUGGGGGGCGGGCCCGAGGGGGAGGAGGGCUUCAAGGUCCUGCGGCCCAUUCUCAGCGCCAUCCUGAUUGACGACAGCGCCAGCCUAUCAGCACGUCAGAGCUGUGCCCGUGCUUUGGGGAUGUGCUGCUAUGUGUCUGCUGCAGAAGAUGCAGAGGACCUGCUCAAGUCCCUGGGCCACCUGGAGAGUGUGUUCAGCUGUGUGUACCCUCGGGCUGAAGGGGUGCUGCCCGUGGUGAAGGCUGGUACUCCCCCCCUCCACACCGCUGCUCUGCAGGCCUGGGCACUCCUCAUCACCCUCUGUCCAGCGUCACACCUCAACACCCUCAUUGACCAUCACCUGCCCCUUCUGCAGGCAAGUCUGGACAGUGCUGAUGUCAACUUCAGGAUUGCAGUGGGAGAGACCAUCGCUCUUCUCUAUGAGCUUGGCAGGGAUAUCGACCGGGACUUUGACUAUGAGGACAGCGAUGCUCUGUGUGACGCCCUGAAGGGUCUGGCCACAGAUGGGAAUAAACACAGGGCCAAGAACGACCGCAGGAAACAGAGGUCCAUAUUCAGAGAGGUGCUGCAGUAUAUAGAGAAUGAAGACUUCUCUGAAGAGAAGAUCCGCUUUGGAAUAGAGGCUUUGUACAUUGACUGCUGGGUACGCAGGCGAAUCUAUGAUGCCUUUAAAGAGGGGUUGGAGUCUGGAGUACGCCACCACCUACAGUGGAACCCCCUCCUGAGAGACAUGUUUGGGCUGGGUGCCCCCCUCAUCCUGGAUGCGUCAGUCAAAGCCAGCAAGAUCUCACGCACAGAACGGCAUCUCUUCAACUCUGCUGCCUUCAAAGCUCGGACCAAACUACGCAACAAGGUCCGAGACAAGAGAGCGGACGUGAUGUGAUGUGAUGUGAGGAGAGGAGAGGAGGUGAGGGGAGGGAGGAGCGUGAGGAAGCCUUAAGACCCUGUGCCUCCCCCAUUCAAAGACCACAUGACAGCGGCUGCCAAACACUCUGCAAGGGACUUCACAAGCAAUGCAAACAAGUGUGCGUGUGUGUGUGUGUAUGCGUGUGUGUGUGAGUGAGUGGGUUUUAUUUUUUAUUUAACACCAUGGAAUAAAAACCAUAAAAAAAGAACAAAGAUCCUGGAAAUAAAGAAGAGAUAAUCUCUGGCUAAGCAUCCAUAGGAAGCAUUUCUGCUUUGAGGAAAGCAAAAGUAUUUUAACUUCUAAUUUAUUUUAAGUGGGAGAAGAGAUGCAUUUUAAAAUUAAUCUGAAUAUGAAGAUGUUUACACAUCCAUAGAGAUGGAACACAGUAGACCCUAUGUAGUUUUUCUACUUGACCACCGGGACAGACAGGACCGUUUCUCCUGUGUACAUGUAAGGAUUUCAGAUGCACACACACACACGUGUGAGAGGAAGCCUAUGUGUGUGUGACUGGAACAUACUGACAUACUGAAGUGCAUACUGCACGUGGUGUUGGUGGUACUCUGUGCCUACAGGGAAUGAAUCAUGAAUUUAAAUAAAAUAUUAUGAAUACACA
Messenger RNA from Clupea harengus (Atlantic herring), 2453 nucleotides. RefSeq names its product interferon related developmental regulator 2 (gene ifrd2). The record is from RefSeq and is a predicted model, not a curated record. Lineage: Eukaryota; Metazoa; Chordata; Actinopteri; Clupeiformes; Clupeidae.